Anthonomus grandis grandis is the source of this 2334-nucleotide messenger RNA. RefSeq names its product ethanolamine-phosphate cytidylyltransferase. Gene Ontology annotation, biological process: phosphatidylethanolamine biosynthetic process. Gene Ontology annotation, cellular component: cytoplasm. The record is from RefSeq and is a predicted model, not a curated record. The coding region runs from base 489 to 1643 and encodes 384 amino acids. Gene Ontology annotation, molecular function: ethanolamine-phosphate cytidylyltransferase activity. NCBI's taxonomy places the organism in Eukaryota, Metazoa, Arthropoda, Insecta, Coleoptera, Curculionidae. The transcript is spliced from 7 exons.
AGCAGUUGGUAACCCUACAUUUUGUUAUUAUUGUAAUUUUGAAAAAAAUCAUUUUUCUCAAUCUAGUUUAAAAAAAAAACGUGAUAACGUGUUAUUUUUGAAUAGGAAAAUUGAUAACAAUUAUCGGUUCGCAACGUUUAAAUUAUGUCGCCUCGCGCCUUUUCCCAGUCAGUCCAUUUCUAUUGAUUCCUACGUGUAUUAUACUGUGGGACUAUUACUGUGUUUCUUUUUACGGUAAUGGACUUUUUUAUACUAACUCUGACUUAUUACUAGAUUUCUGACAGAAAUAGUGCAUUUUAAAGGAAAUUAAUUAAGAGCGACAAAUAUCUAUCCUAAGACGAUUAAUAAGUAUCCAAAUUUAACCUAUUACUCCCCUAGAAAACACCCUUCAUUACCUGAAAACUAAUUAAUUUACCUGUAUAAAUUAGUAUUAUCAGAACAAGUGUUGAACAAACUGUCAAUUAUAUACAAAAGGGCCGUCAGACAACAUGCCAGGAAGUACAGAACAUAAAAAGAAUAAUGAACAAAAUGGCAUCGAGAACGGAUUGGCAGAAACCAAAAAACAAGUUCGGGUAUGGUGUGAUGGAUGCUAUGAUAUGGUGCAUUUUGGCCAUGCAAAUUCUUUGAGGCAAGCUAAAGCUUUGGGGGACUAUUUGGUCGUCGGAGUUCAUACGGAUGAAGAGAUCACCAAACAUAAAGGACCCCCAGUUUUUACAGAACAAGAAAGGUAUAAGAUGGUAAGAGGAAUCAAAUGGGUAGAUGAGGUGGUAGAAGGAGCCCCUUACGUGACAACCUUGGAGACAUUGGACAAGUACAACUGUGAUUUUUGUGUGCAUGGGGAUGAUAUUACUAUGACUGCUGAAGGGGUGGAUACUUAUCAUCUUGUAAAAAGUGCUGGGAGAUACAGGGAAGUUCAACGUACAGCAGGAGUCUCAACGACCGACCUAGUAGGCAGAAUGCUCCUUCUGACACGAAACCAUUUCAAACAAGGUCAGUAUGAGUAUCAGGUGGCAAAAGAGCAUUCUGCAACUAUGGGUCAAGACUCUUCCGCUAGGUCGCCCUGGACUGGCUGUAGUCAGUUUUUGCCCACCACCCAGAAAAUUAUUCAGUUCUCCGAUGGUAAAGCGCCCAAAAUGGGAGACAAAAUUAUUUAUGUUGCGGGGGCGUUUGACCUGUUCCAUGUUGGACAUUUGGAUUUUUUGGAGAAGGCUAGAAAACAGGGCGACUAUUUAAUAGCAGGUUUACACACCGACCCGGUAGUGAACAGGUAUAAAAAAUCCAAUUUUCCUAUAAUGAACCUACACGAGCGAGUAUUGAGCGUUUUAGCUUGCAAAUAUGUUUCGGAGGUUGUUAUCGGUGCUCCUUAUAAGGUAACCGAGGAUCUCCUGACCCAUUUCAAUGUGGAUUUAGUGAUUCAUGGAAAAACGGAUGUAAUGGAAGAUGAAGACGGAACAGAUCCGUAUGAAAUUCCCAAAAAGCAAGGAAAGUUUAUGACAAUCGACUCAGGAAAUGAUAUGACCACAGAAAAAAUCGUAGAAAGGAUAAUACUAAACCGAAUCGAUUUUCAAGAGAGGAACCGACAUAAGGAACAAAAAGAAGUGGAAUUGAUUAACGCCCUUAAACUGAAGGGUCUGGCGGUUUAAACCGUUUUUUACUUCGUUUAUAGAUUUUAUUUUUAAAGCAACUUUUUAAGGAAGGCAAGUACGUUUUACUAUUGGCAACAAAAAGAGCGUUUUAUAUUAUUAAAUUAGCAUUGCAUUUAAUAGUUGUGAUUGCCAAAUUAAGUACAAAGUUUUUAAUUUAAAUCGUUCUUUCUGUAUAUAUUGGUUUAUAUGUUUCUAGUGAUAACCCAAAGAGUACCAGUGUACCUACUUUAGCCAUUUUGUUUGUGAUAGUUUUGUUAUUAGCGAAAAAAAAUAUUAUCAUGUACUAUUUAUACCAGCUCAUAUUCAAAUAUGUGCCUAAAUAAUAGGUUUAUUUUACGUUUUUUUUUAAUUGUAUAAGUGUUUUAAUUAAAUAAUACUCAACUUUUAAUACAAUCUCUUUGAUCUGUUUCUAAAUGUUUUUAGAUUUUUUAAAGUAUAGAAGCCACGUAGCUGCGCCAGCCAAAUAUUGAGUGUUAUGAAGUGUGGUAAUCUCUUUUGAUGCUAAACGCGUUUUAUGACCAGCAAUUGUAUACUUUCACAGGGAGAUUACCACGUUUUAAACUUUUUAUUUUAAUUAUUUACUUAUGUAUUGUGGGCAUUGUAACUUUAUUUACAUACUGUUUUAUAUUUGCAUUCGAAUAAUGUAACUUAUUAUUGUUAAAUAUACUUAUUGUUUUUCGCAAAACAA